UCAAUCAGCCAUUUGGAAGUGAAGCGCAGAUCGGUAACACAGAGCUCUGGUUGAGGCAACAGCAAUGGGGAAAAAGACUCGCGGAGGCACGGGCAGGAGAACCAUAUUACAGCUCUCACCACCCGGACCGAACCGCAGCGCUACGGGAGGAAGCAGAGAGGAAGGGCUCGGCUCUGGAUCCGAAGACGAACCGGAGGGUAACACAGAUGGACAGGGAAUCCCGAAAGAAGUAAAUAUAAUUAUGAAGGCCCCAGCUGUGAAGGCCACACAGGGCUUGUCCUUGCUUGGAGCGUAUGAAGAUAGUGAUGAAGAAGAUGCUGGGGAGAGCCAAGCAACUGCCACCAAGGCAAAACACAACCAGUCUGCAGACAUUGACAGCACACUUGCCAAUUUUAUGGCAGAAAUUGAUGCUAUUACCACACAGCCGAAUGAAUCCGAGACAGAGGUUAGUGCUCCAGCACCAACUCCUCCUCGCCCAGAGCCUAAAUUAGACCAGCAGACAGCUCAAAAUGGACCAACACAAGAAUUUCAGUACAAUACACAGUACUCUCUUGCAGGAGCUGGGUUGGAGAUGGGUGACUGGCAGGAGGUGUGGGAUGAAAACACUGGCUGUUAUUAUUACUGGAACACCCAGACCAAUGAAGUGGCCUGGGAACUCCCACAUUACCUGGCCGACCAGAUGCAGAGUCUUCAGUAUGCGGGCAGCUCAUCUGUAAACGGCAAUGGUGUGGCACUUCAUAGUGGGGUAUAUACAGAACAGCAGCCUGUUGCAGUUGCCCCCAUAUCACAAAAAGAAACUAGAAAGAAGGAGGUGAUGGAGAAUGUUGUCGCUUUGACCAGUGAUGAAGAGGAGAGGCGAGGGGUGGCAGCUACUCUCCUUGCUCCUCUCAUCCCAGAUGAGGUGAAGGAGGCCGAAGAGAAAUGGAGGAAGAAGGUGCUUGGCAUGGAGGAGACUGUGGAGGCGACCCAGGAUCUGGGAGGAGAAGAGACUCCACCUGUGGACUCUCCGGCUAUUCGGGACACUGAUAGCCAGAGUAACCUGCGCAGUAGGAAUCAGUCUGCAGAAUCUUCUGAUAGGGAGGAGGAACCUGAAGAGGACACCAUGGAACUGGAACUAGCACUAGAGAGGAAAAAAGCUGAGCUUCGUGCCUUAGAGGAAGGUGAUGGCAGUGCUGGGGGUUCAAGCCCAUGUUCUGAAACCAGUCAGGAUGGGCCACGCAAUUUACUUUUAAAGAAGAACAAAUGGAAGACCUCUUUUCUCCGUGCUCCAAGUCCUGACUCAAACAGUCGGGGUUCAGACAAGGCAGGAUGGGCCACACCUGAGCACUCAGACAAUGCACAUUCCAAAACAGCUGAGAAGCAGCCGGAAGAAGAGGAAAAGGUUGUAUCCAAAGCUCUUCAAAAGGAGGAGGAGGACCUUAAGUUUCAGAUUGGAGAGCUUGCCAACACGCUAACCAGCAAAAUGGAGUUUUUAGGAAUUGACAAAAAAGCCAUCUCAAACUUUCAGCUGCUGUUGCUGCAAACGGAGACCAGGAUAGCAGACUGGCGAGAAGGCGCCCUGAAUGGAAACUACCUCCGGCGCAGGCUGCAGGAAGCCGCAGAGCACAUAAAACAUUAUGAACUUAACGCCGCUCCUAAAGGCUGGUCCUGCCACUGGGACAGAGAGCACAGGCGAUACUUCUAUAUGAACGAGCAGACCAAUGCUUCCCAGUGGGAGUUUCCAGUUGUGGAAGAAGAGGAUGCCAAGCCACCCUUGCCUCCCACAGCUGUAUCUGGAGAUCCCAGCCAACCAUCUUUAGAAGCCACUAGUGGUAUUGCAGACAUGCAGUCUUGUUGGUCAGUUGCCCAGCCACCACUGCCUCCGCUUCCUCCAGAGGACCCACCACCUCCGCCAACACAACCACCACCACCCCCUCCUCCACCUGAAUCUCCUCCUCCACCCCCUCCACCACCCCUCAGUGAUGACGGAGAGAUCGAGGAAGUGGAGAUGGAGGAUGAGGAGUCAGAACCACCAGCUCCUGGAACGGAAGAAUUUAAGGCCGCCGAAGCUGCAGCUUUAGGGGUUAUGGCUAAAGGUCAAAAACGUAAGGCCCCGGGUGUAAGCUCGCUCCCUAAAGCUGUGACCAUCGGCAGCAGCCCCAUUAUCUACACUCAUCCCACUCCCACAGCUGUCCCAAUGUUAGUUGGAAAUGCUUACUGGGGGAUGACUGCUGCAAUUUUACCGCCUUUACCUACAGAGACCAUAAGUCCACCAAUGCCCGUCCUACCUCCCCAGCCACCACCUCCAACUCCUCAGCCUCCCACCGCCAUCGACCCAGGCAAAGUGCUUAUAGAAAAAACAAAGAAGCCGAAGAAAGAAAAGACGAAGAAAAGCAAGACGAAAAUGCCGUCUUUGGUUAAGAAGUGGCAGAGCAUUCAAAAGGAGCUAGAUGAGGAAGAGAAGUCGAGCUCCAGUGAGGAAGAUCGAGAUCAACUAAAAAGCCGGUAUAUUGAGGAAUGGAAACAACAGCAACUUUCUACGGGGAUGGCUUCGAAAAACGCAAACUUUGAAGCACUGCCUGAAGACUGGAGGGAAAGGAUUAAGAAAAGAAAGAUGAUGCAAACUUCAUAACAUCAAUGUUGGAAACACUGAACAUGAGCUUUCAUCAGGGUGGACUGAACUGUGUUGUUUUUUGGUGUUGUGUCCAGGGUCACUAAGCUUAAGUAUGGACUUAGUUGGACAAAUUUGAAUGAAUGUCUCAAUUUACAUGGGCACAUGUCUGUCAGAGCCUGUUUGAGGUAAACUGUCUGGUAAAUUAAAAUGCAUCAUCAUCAUCUUGUAAAUAGAGAUAAAUCUUAGUUUAUUGGUCAUUGUAAACGUAUUACAUUAACAGCCUUUUUAUAAAGACAUGUUAAACCUGAAGGCAUUUUAUGUUUUAUUUGUUUACUCCAAUCACAAAACCUGUGCAUUUAUCUACAAAAUGAAACAAAAUAAAUGUUUAAGGACUUUCCAAUAUUAAAGCGUUUUGUGAAAGGUUAAGGGUGCAAAGAAUGUCAAAAACUGCAACGUUAAUGACACGUAACAUUUCUGUCUGUACGCAGCUUAUAAUAUUUUAUAAACAAUGUUUCGCAGUUUUUUUUUAGGUACAGAAGAUCAAUUUUGGGUCAGACCAAUUAAACAAUGUUAACGACAGUUUUAACCAUUCUUCCAAAAAACAUUUUUAAAAGUCAUUGUGGCAACUUCAUAGCACUUUAAAAAUUACGCUUUACCUUAUUAUUUUAUUACUUUUUCAAAGUGCGAUAAAAGUUAUGUUUGUAUGUGCCAACUGUUUUCUUUUAUGAAUGAUUCUGAACAUUGGUCAGUAUGUUUUACUGCACAUUAAUCUUGUAAAUGUCUUAAUUUUAAACUGAAAACCUUUUGAUGUUCAGUGUAAAUGCUGCCUGAAUAGUGAUGUAGGGCCAUUUCAGUUUUUUUACUGAACUGUGAAGACAAUAAAAUUUUUCAGAAAUA
Messenger RNA from Misgurnus anguillicaudatus (oriental weatherfish), 3490 nucleotides. The record is from RefSeq and is a predicted model, not a curated record. NCBI's taxonomy places the organism in Eukaryota, Metazoa, Chordata, Actinopteri, Cypriniformes, Cobitidae.